UCCUCCACCAAGCCAAAACGAGAGCUCUCUCUGUUCCUCUCCCGUCUCUUUCCCCCCGCCCAAAAAUCUCAUCUCCCAAUCUUAGUUGGCUCCCACUUUUCCAUUCCCAGCUCCAAAUACCCAAAAGAAGAAGCCAAUUUCCACCUUCACUUCAUCCCUAUUCCGGGUUCCCUUCUUCCUUUUCUGGACUGUUACUCUGCCCCUAAAUUCCCCAUUCAUUAACCAAAACCGAAGCUUCCAAGUUUAACUUUGAGCGCGGCUUUACUGCCUUAAUUACUCCAUUUACGCAUUUAUUUUCUUGCUUUCUCCCCAUUUAAUAAUUCACGCUCUCCUAUAUAAUAACAUUCCAUGGCCAUGAAUGUUAUUAUUAUUAUCUCCUCCUUGUACAUCCAUUAACGGAGUAAUCCCCUGUUUUUUCCCCCCUUUCAAUCCUCCUCCAAUACGAGCUCUCCUCUCUCCCCCCGAAUUGAAUUCUGUAAAGAUGAUGGGAUUGACAUUAGCUCAUUAUGGUUACUCGGUCUCUUUUACCGUCGUGGUGGUUCUUCUCCUGCUGCCGCGCUUUUGCUCGGCCGACGACGACGAAAGGCUCAUGGUGCCCAUGACUCUGGUCCGCGACGCCGACGAUGCCGGCGCCGUUUGCUUGGACGGGAGCUUGCCUGCGUAUCAUCUCCGCCGAGGUUCCGGCGCUGGAGCUACCAAUUGGCUUUUGCAGUUCGAGGGAGGCGGGUGGUGCAACGACGUGGAUUCGUGCCUGAUCAGAGCAGGAACACGGCGGGGAUCCACCACACUGAUGAACAAGCAAGAAGUCUUUUCUGGCAUCUUGAGCAACAAUGUUUCUCUUAACCCAGACUUUUACAAUUGGAACCGGGUGAAGCUUAGAUACUGCGACGGAGCCUCCUUCACCGGAGAUUCCCAGUUUCGCAACGAGUCAUCGGUUCUUUACUUCAGAGGGCAGAGGAUUUGGGAUGCCAUCAUCACCGAUCUCCUCCCCAAAGGCCUGGCCGACGCGAGCAAGGCACUGCUUUCCGGUUGCUCUGCUGGUGGAUUGUCAGUUUUUCACCACUGCGAUGAUUUCUCCAGGAAGUUACCCAACGCCACGGUAAAAUGCCUGACUGACGCUGGAUUCUUCCUGGACGCGAAAGACAUAUCUUCAAAUUAUACCAUGAGGACCUUCUACGAGGAUCUGGUCACGCUUCAGGGGUCAGAGAAGAAUCUGAAUGAGGACUGCAAAGCUUCCCUCGCCAACCCCAAGCUGUGCUUCUUCCCGCAGUACGCUCUGAGAUACAUCACAGCACCGUUCUUCCUCUUGAAUUCAGCUUAUGACGUGUACCAGAUAAACCACAUAUUGGUCCCGCCUUCUGCGGAUGUGCAGGGACUCUGGAACAAUUGCAAGACCCAAUUGUCAGAGUGCAGCACUGCUCAGAUUAACCUCUUGCAAGGAUUCAGGCGAGAGAUGUUGCGAGCAAUGUUAUUUGUUUACAGAGGUUCAAGUAGAGACGGGAUGUUCAUAAACUCAUGCUUCUCUCAUUGUCAGAGUGAGUUGCAACCCACAUGGCUUACUCUUGAGUCGCCCACUAUACACAACAAGGUUCACCAAUCUUAUUCAUUUUUUGUUUUUUGUUUUGACACCAUAUUAAAUAUUUUAGUAGAAUGAAGGUAACAUUUGCGAGGUUGAUUGGGUUUUGCGCAGACAAUAGCAGAGGCUGUUGGUGACUGGUAUUUUGGCAGGAAUGUAACCAAGUUAAUCGACUGCCCUUAUCCAUGUGAUCGACAUUGUCAUAACCUUAUACCUCAGACUGUUCAGAAUGAUGAUUUGUGAAGAAAAAAUUGUAUUAGAUAAUACUAUGGUAACAUAUAUAUAAUUCGUUACUCGAAGAGUGUAGAUAAAAUAGAUACACUAUAUACAAAAACUUUUUUGCCAUGGGAGGGUCAUCUGUAGGCUUAGCAAUUCACCUUAGGGCAUGGAAAGGAGAAAAAGGAUGCAUCUUCAGUAAAAAAAUGCAAGAACAUCCUUCAUAGCUUCCUUCAUUUACUAGUAAAAUGCUAGAGUUAUGAGAGGGUUUUUCGAAUUGUUACCAUUGUUUCAGAUUUUCUGGAGGAAUCAAAUUCAAUUAAGAUGAUUGUCCUUGUUCUGAUUUCUUUAAUCAUGUAGUAAUCUUUUUUUUUUUUUACUUUUGAAAAGUGAAACGGUUAUUAGUGAAUAAUAUUCAUGCUAAUUGCUAUA
Messenger RNA from Linum tenue, 2224 nucleotides. Lineage: Eukaryota; Viridiplantae; Streptophyta; Magnoliopsida; Malpighiales; Linaceae. The record is from the annotation of a GenBank genome assembly.